AUGGCAGCAGAGGAGCAGUUCCGAAAAGGUCUGAGCCAAGGCGGAGCGCAAGCAGGGCCCAAAUACACUACGGCUCGAGCCGAGAGUAUAGGCGGCAAAGCGACAACACGUCGAGCAGCAUGGACGGAGCGAAGCGGCUGCGAGGAACUGGCGAAAUCCGGGGAGCGCUCAGCGGCCAAGUUUGUUCUUCUGACUUUUGAGCUUUUAGAACGCUGGGGUCGUGUAUUUUUGCUGCACUCAUUGUUACGGUUAGAUUUUUCCGACGGCAUUAUACUGAAAUUUGAGGUACUUCAGGGCUUAAAUACUCAAUUAAGUCAAGUCGAUAUACAGCGAAUUAUUAAAGUUUUGCGUAAUACUCACUCAGUAUACAUAAAGCAAAUUGAUGAACUCAUACUUGACUGUAGACACGAAAUGGAGGAGGCCAUGUCAAAUAUUAAAUUUUUGCAUAUUCUAAUAGAACCUUGUAGACGAAUAGAUAAUGCAGAUAACCCCACAUCUCUAACCGAACUUAUACCAAGAAUUAUUCACAUUAUUCGUUAUAUUUGGCUAAAUUCGGAGUACUAUAAUCGGUCAGAUUUGAUAACAGGCCUCUUUCGUAAUCUAAGCAACCAGAUCAUAAGAUUUUGUACACAAAAGACUAACAUGAAAAAAAUACUCUCAGGAUGUUCCAGAUUCGGUAUUAAAAUGAGUAACAUGUCUAUUGAUUGCUGCUUGACUUACAGGGGCAUUUAUGAGCGAAUGGCUAAGGAUCAUGAAUUUCAAAAAUGUGACAUUUCGUGGAGUUUUGAUACUGCGAUGAUAUUUAACCACUUAGAUGCAUUUAUGGAACGUUUGAACGAUGUUAUUGAUAUAUGCGAAUCGAUGAUUGUGUUUGGAAGACUUGACGAAACCGAAACUAUACCUAAGCCUCAAUUUGGUGGCACCAGCGGGCCGGAGUUUGAAAAAAUUGCUGAGAGCGUUGAGUUCAAUUUUUUGUCUACAUUGACGAUGCUUAGUACCGAUUCCAAAGAGUUAAUUUUAAAUGUACACAAGAACGAAUGGUAUGAGGAGGUACUUAAAUAUCGGCGAACCAUUCAAAGCAUAGAAGAAACCGUGCAGAGGCUGAUGUCCAACGUUUUUCAACAUGUAUGCAAUGUGGAAGAAGCAAUUGAAUGCCUUAAUGUAAUGCUAUUUUACUCUUACCGAGGCAAUUUAAAAAAAACGUACUUACGUCAAGUUACUAGCACUUGGAUGCUGUUUGCUAACGAAAUGGAUUUAACCUAUGGUAUGCUAAUGGAUCGCAGUAAAUUACAUGAGUCUUUGGUACCGUACUAUGCAUCUCGUGCCAUCAAUUAUCGCCUCAAUCUUGAGAGACUAACAUGGUUGCGAAAUCGCUUGAAUAAUUCAGAAUGGCUGCCUAUUGUAUCUGAAACAUCUAUGGUGUUAUUAAGAUUUGAAAUGUUAAGGAGAGAUUUUGAGAUAGAGAUACGCCAUUCUUACGAAGAAUGGCAGAAAAAUUGCUGUAGUUCUGCUUUAACUCAAAAGCUUGAUCGGUUUUUGCUUAUACGCAGCAAGAAAAAAAAGGGUCUGCUUGAGUGCAAUAUUGAUCGUACUGUAAUCACCAUUUGUGAACAAGUACUGCAUUUUGAGCAACUUGGGUUUUCGGUGCCUGGGUCAAUCCGAAAAAUAUAUGAAAAAUACGAUGUACUUAGAUUUGUAUACAAUAGUGUUGUCCAAGUGUGUCUCAACUACAAUCACAUUCUUUCCGCUCUUUCGGAACAGGAAAGAAAACUGUUUCGUGCUCUUAUUCAGGCAUGUGAUCGUAAAAUAGCGCCUGGGGUGUUUAAGCUUACAUAUGGAGGCGAGUUUAGUGACGCUUAUAUAGCCGAUUGCGCAAGACAUACAAGUAAACUUCAGGAUACUAUAGAUAUAUACAAACGUGCGAAUCGUCAAAUAGCUCGCAUGUGCGAGAAAAUAUGUGAUACUCCAAUGCUUAAGUUUACUUUAAACUGUGCUUUGCCUAUUUUAAUAUUCGACCAUCAAUUAUCAAGUUACGUACGCCGAAUUACUAAUAUUUUACGAGGAUAUUACAACUCAAUUAUCGACCUUUUAUUUGCUGUUUUCAAAGAGUUUCAGUCUGUAAUCGAAGAUAUGGCAGCAGAGUGGUAUAGUUUUGUAAAUGUGUUUGACGAUAUGUUGGCCACUGCACUUUUAACUAGUGCUCGAAAUUCCCUGGUUAUGAUGCACACAGCCCUUCAUCGUGAUGCUAACGUGGUGGCUGCAUCAAUACUGGUUAUGGAAUCAGACAUAAAGGAAUGCCAAAUAACUCUUAGUCCAAAAAUGGAUACUAUUGCCAAUGUAUUAAAUGGCAACAUUCAUCGAGUUCAUAAUAUUCUUGAUAAAUUUCCAAGAAUUGGAAAUAAAUUAAAAUUACCUGUUGAACAGCAAUAUGAACCAUUUACUAAAAUAUUCUGCGAAGACUUAGAAUGUGUUGAUCUUGUACAUAAUAUUAAGGCUGAAAUUGAACAUCAGCGUGACGAAAUAGCCCGCUAUAUAGUUUUUUGGAAUGGUCAUCGACCUAUAUGGGAAACUACGGAGAACGAUUUUAUAAAACACAUGAGAGCCACUACUAUGACAGCAGAGGUUUUCAAUAGCAGCAUUGAGUAUUACAGCGCUAUGGCUGAUGAUAUUUCUUUUAUCGAUGCUAUUUAUCACGUUUAUUUUAUAUUGAUGAAUCAGAAUAAUUUAAAGUGCUCUAUUCUAGACUGGAUUGAGAAAUGGCAAGCUUUAAAUAUUAAAUUACUAUUAGAUCAUUCAUUAUUUUUACUACAAGGUAUUUAUCGCUAUAUACGACAUAAUGAGCGCAAAAUUAUGAUGGUUCCGCGAACCCUUAAGGAAUCUUUAAUUGCUAAAGAAUUCUUCGAAAGGAAAAUAAUUGAAGCUCCAAUAAAACAUGCAACAUUUCCACCAAUGCUGGAAUUAUUUGCAGUUUUAGAUAAAUAUCAGGUGGAAAUUUCAGACGAAACUACUGAGCAAGUAGCUGGUCUGGAAGCGGCUUGGCAGCAUUACCUAAAAAAAUUAGCCGAAGCUGAUGAGAUGUUGGAAAACAAUCGUGAAGAAUUUAAAAAAACCCUUUUACAGCAAGCAGAAAAGUUUAAGAUGAUUCUUAAAGAGUUUUUAUUUGAUUUCUAUUUAAAAUUACCUACGGCAUCAAAUAUAAAUCCUAAAAUAGCAUUAAAGUUUCUCAAGAUCAUAGCACUUAAGGUAGAAGAUUGUUUUAAGUUUGAAGAAAGUUUGAUGCGUGACUUGGCCGUUUUCAACGUUAAUCAACCGGAGAGCUUUGAUUUACAAAAAUUAGAUUCCGAAGUUAAAGUGGUUCAGAAUAUUUGGCAGCUUAUACUAGAGUGGCAAACAAACUGGGAUGCUUGGCGCAAGGGUAAUUUUUGGAAAAUUAACAUAGAUGAAAUGGAAGACACUGCCCUUAGUCUCUACAAAGAAUUUAGUAUUUUAAGCAAAAAGCACUACGACCGACAUUGGGAAAUGCUUGAGGUAACUACUAAAAAUUUGGAUGGAUUCAGGAGAACUUUGCCAUUAAUAACAGCGUUAAAAAAUCCAUGCAUGCGCGAGCGGCACUGGAACCGUGUGCGUGAUAUUAUGCAGGUUGACUUCGAUGAGAAUUCAAAGAAGUUUACUUUGGAGCUAAUUAUAAAUUUGGACUUUCAGGCCUAUUCAGAGGAUAUACAGGAUAUUUCAAACGCGGCGACUAUGGAGCUUCAAAUUGAGAAUGGAAUUAAAAACAUUGCGGCAAUUUGGAAGAAACAAGGGUUUGAAAUGGCGUUUUACCACGAUGGUAUUUAUCGUAUAAAAAGUGUUGACGAAUGUUUUCAAUUACUUGAGGAACAUAUGGUUCAGAUUUCAGCCAUGAAAUCCACUCGGUUCGUAGAGCCUUUUAUAGAAAUUGUUGAUUACUGGGAGAAAACACUCUCCUACAUAAGUGAGACGUUAGAAAAGGCGCUGAAUGUUCAGCGGCAGUGGCUAUACUUAGAAAAUAUUUUUCAAGGUGACGACAUACGAAAACAGCUGCCAGAUGAAGCAAAACGAUUUACUGCUAUUACAAAUGAAUUUCGGACUAUCUCUGGAAAAAUGUUUCAAGCUAAGACUGCUGUUAAAGCCACACAUUUACGACCUCCGCCAUUUUUAUUAAAUCGAUUUAAUCGAAUGGAUGAACGACUCGAAUUAAUUCAACGUGCUCUAGAGAUUUAUCUUGAAACUAAACGCCAGUUGUUUCCUCGUUUUUACUUUAUAUCUAACGAUGACUUGUUGGAAAUAUUGGGAAAUGCAAAACGUCCUGAUCUUGUACAAAUUCAUCUAAAAAAACUUUUUGAUAAUUUAUAUAAACUUGAAAUAAAGCGUGUCGGUAAGACCUUAAGCCGUUGGCAGGCUAGUGGAAUUUACUCCGAUGAUGGCGAAUAUGUUGAGUUUCUACAAGUACUUUAUAUCGAUGGACCAUCCGAACGUUGGUUAAAGCAAGUCGAAGAAGACAUGUACAAUGUUAUGAAAGAGCAACUCAAGCUUACACGGGGUUCACUUAAGAAGCUUAUAAGUAAUCGCGAAAAGUGGAUAUCAUUAUGGCCAGGCCAGAUGAUCUUAACAACAGCACAAAUUCAAUGGACAACUGAAUGCACUCGCAGUUUAAUCCAUUGUAAAAUGGUUGACCAAAAAAAACCAUUACGAAAACUUAAAAGAAAACAAAAUAAAGUUUUAAUGAAGCUGUCUGAAAUGAGUCGCAAAGAACUAACAAAAAUAAUGCGUCUUAAAGUGAAUACGCUUAUUACACUCGAAAUACAUGGACGUGAUGUCAUCGAACGAAUGUACAAAGCAAACUGCAAAGAUACUGGUCAUUUUGAAUGGUUUUCCCAAUUACGAUUUUAUUGGCACCGCGAAUCAGAGCUCUGUGUAAUAAGACAAACCAACACUGAACACUGGUAUGGCUAUGAGUAUACUGGAAAUUCUGGUAGAUUAGUUAUAACACCUCUGACGGAUAGGUGUUACAUUACACUGACCACUGCUUUGCAUUUGCAUCGUGGCGGAAGUCCUAAAGGUCCUGCAGGUACAGGCAAAACGGAGACCGUGAAAGAUCUAGGUAAAGCCUUAGGCAUGUGGGUGAUAGUUACGAACUGCUCAGAAGGACUAGACUAUAAAAGCAUCGGGAAAAAUUUUUCAGGCCUAGCACAAAGCGGCUGUUGGGGAUGUUUUGAUGAAUUUAAUCGAAUUAACAUAGAGGUACUUUCAGUAGUAGCACAACAAAUUAUGUCUAUAAUGGCGGCAUUGUCAGCAAAAUCGGUAGAGUUUGUCUUUGAAGGACAAUUGAUUAAGCUGAAACAUACAGUCGGACUGUUCAUUACCAUGAACCCUGGCUAUGCAGGACGAACAGAACUUCCAGAUAAUUUAAAGUCUAUGUUUCGUCCGAUAUCAAUGAUGGUACCGGAUAACAUCAUUAUCGCUGAAAAUCUCCUUUUCUCAGACGGAUUUUCCAAUACGCGAAAUCUAGCCCGAAAAGUAUUUACUUUGUAUGAGCUGGCAAAGCAGCAGCUUUCAAAACAGUUUCAUUACGAUUUUGGACUUCGAUCUAUGGUGGCUUUAUUGCGUUAUGCUGGCCGGAAAAGACGUCAGCUUCCUAGCACUAAUGAAGAAGAAAUCGUAUAUCUUGCAAUGAAAGAUAUGAAUGUUGCUCGCUUAACGGCAAAUGAUUUACCUUUAUUUAAUGGAAUUAUGUCGGAUAUAUUCCCAGGUGUCACAUUGCCAAUUAUCGACUAUAGCGAGUUUAAUGUAGCUAUAAAUGAUGAAUUUAAAGAACAUGGCUUACAGACAAUAUCCAUAGGAGUAAAAAAAGUUAUUGAACUUUAUGAAACAAAAAAUUCACGACACUCUGUAAUGAUAAUAGGUGACACUGGCACAGCGAAAUCAGUGACAUGGCGAAGUCUCCAAGGAGCUUACUGUAGAAUGAAUUCACAACAUAUGCUUGGAUGGGAAGCAGUCGUUGUUCAUCCUAUAAAUCCAAAAGCUUUAAAUUUGGCUGAGCUUUAUGGUGAAUAUAAUUUGGCCACAGGUGAGUGGUUGGAUGGUGUACUAAGCUCUGUCAUGAGAAUUAUUUGUGCCGACGAGGAUCUUACUCAAAAAUGGUUGUUGUUUGAUGGACCGGUCGAUGCUGUCUGGAUUGAAAAUAUGAAUUCAGUGAUGGAUGACAAUAAGCUAUUAACUCUAGUUAAUAGUGAACGUAUUACUAUGCCUAUGCAAGUGUCACUUCUUUUCGAAGUUGGGGACUUGGCCGUUGCUUCCCCCGCAACAGUAUCACGCUGUGGAAUGGUAUAUAAUGACUACAAUGAUUGGGGAUGGCAACCAUUUGUUCAUUCAUGGCUGCAACGGCAAAAACUUAAGGAACAUGCUGAUUAUAUGCGACAACAUUUUGAAUCCAUUCUUACUAAGCUACUUGAGUUUAAACGAACGCGUUGUAAAGAACCUGUUAAAACGAAUGAAUUAAAUGUAGUGAUUUCGUUAUGCAAAUUGCUUGAUGGAUUUGCAACAAAACAAAAUGGAAUCAAUAUACACAACUUAGAGCUCUUAGAAGAAAUGACGAAGCUUUGGUUUAUGUUCUGCCUAGUAUGGUCUGUUUGUGCAAGUGUUGAUGAAGAAAGCCGUUUAAAACUAGAUGCUUUUAUACGUGAAAUUGAGAGCUGUUUUCCUAUUAAAGAUACCAUAUACGAUUAUUACGUAGACCCCAUUGAGCGAACAUUUCUACCAUGGGAAAGUAAGCUUUCGGACUCAUGGCAAUAUGACGAACAAUUGCCAUUUUAUAAAAUCAUUGUACCGACAGGUGAUACUGUGCGUUAUGAAUAUAUAGUAUCUAAACUUUUAUCAGAGGAGCAUCCAGUUAUGCUUGUAGGUAAUGUUGGAACUGGUAAGACGUCAACGGCUACAAGUGUCAUGGACACGUGUGAUAAAAAUAAAUUUUGCAUACUAUCUAUUAAUAUAUCGGCACAAACAACAUCGGCUGGUCUACAGGAGUCCAUAGAAAAUCGAACGGAAAAGCGAACGAAAACUCAAUUUGUGCCAAUUGGCGGAAAGAGGAUGAUUUGUUUUAUGGAUGACUUUAAUAUGCCUGCAAAGGAUUCAUAUGGCUCACAGCCGCCACUGGAAUUAAUAAGACAGUGGAUAGAUUAUAAAUACUGGUUUAAUCGAAAGAGCCAACAAAAGAUAUAUGUUCAAAACACAUUACUUAUGGCUGCCAUGGGCCCACCGGGAGGGGGUAGGCAAAUUAUUUCUCCUCGCACUCAAAGCCGAUUUGUUCUGAUUAAUUUAACUUUUCCGACUCAAGAUACAAUUGUGCGUAUUUUUGGAACUAUGAUCAAACAGAAGCUUGCGAAUUUUACAAACGAAGUGCGCGAGAUGUGGCUUCUAAUUACCCAAUCUACUAUUGCUCUCUACUCAGCUACAAUUAUAAAAAUGCUCCCUACACCAAACAAGUCGCACUAUCUUUUUAAUCUAAGGGACAUUUCAAAAGUUUUUCAGGGUCUUCUUCGAGCCACACCGGAAAUACUAACGAAGAAAAAUUUUUUUUUACGGCUAUGGAUACAUGAAAGUUUUAGAAUAUUUUCCGAUCGCCUAGUUGAUGACUUAGAUCAGAGCUGGUUUUUAAAUGCAAUUAACGAAACGUUGGGGAAGUUUUUUGAGGUAACCUUCCACAGUUUAUGCCCGUCAAAACUUCCUCCUCUUUUUGGAGACUUUUCCCAUCCUCAGGGAUUCUAUGAGGAUUUGCAGAUUGAUACACUGCGGUCAUAUAUGAUCAACCAACUCGAAGAAUACAAUAAUUUUCCUGGAAUGACUCGUAUGAAUUUAGUAUUUUUUAAGGAGGCAAUUGAACAUAUUGUUAGAAUAUUACGAAUUAUAUCUCAACCCCGAGGACACAUGCUUAAUAUGGGCAUUGGCGGCUCGGGCCGACAGGUACUUGGAAAACUUGCAGCAUUCAUUUUAGAAAUGGGUAUAUUUCAAAUUGAAGUGACAAAGAAAUAUAAGACUGGCGAGUUUCGUGAGGAUCUAAAAACCCUUUAUAAAUUAACGGGUGUAAAACAACGCUUGACAGUAUUUAUUUUUAGUAGUGAACAAGUUGCAGAGGUCUCAUUCCUAGAAAUAAUAAACAACAUGCUUAGUACCGGUGAAAUAAAUCUAUUGAAAUCAGAUGAGUUCGAUGAAUUGAAGACAGAAUUAGACCGGCCCGCUAAGAAAGCUGGUGUGCCGCUGACCACAGAAGCUUUGUAUACGUUCUUUAUGUUAAAUGUUCGUGACUUUAUGCAUAUUAUAUUAUGUUUUAGUCCUAUUGGAGAAAAAUUUCGUAGUUAUAUUCGCCAAUAUCCAGCACUAUUAAGUGCUACAACUCCAAACUGGUUCCGAUCCUGGCCCCAGGAGGCACUCCUUGAGGUAGCAUCGCAUUUUUUGCAUGGCUUUCAGCUGAACGUUCCGACACCAGGAAAGGAAGAUGAAAAACACCGCGAUAGCCUUGUCAUGACUACUGAGAAUGUUUUGCAUCGUGACAUUGCUCAAGCAUUCUCUAUUAUACAUUCUUCUGUAGCCAAAAUAUCUGAAGUCAUGUUAAUUGAAAUGAAGCGACACAACUAUGUGACAUCACCUAACUACCUACAAUUAGUUAGUGGAUUUAAAAAGCUCUUACAAAAAAAAAGGAUUGAAGUUUCAACUGCAGCUAACCGUUUGCGUAAUGGAUUAUCCAAAAUUGCUGAAACUCAGGAAAAAGUCACCUUAAUGUCAGAAGAAUUAAAAGUCAGUUCUGAGCAAGUAAAAGAACUCGCUAUAGAGUGUGAGGACUUUAUUGCCAUGAUUGAGAUUCAAAAGGCGGAGGCAACUGAACAGAAAGAAAAGGUCGAUGCCGAAGCCGUUAUUAUUAGGCGCGAGGAAGUUAUAUGUUUGGACUUGGCAGCAGUAGCUCGAGCAGACUUGGAAGUGGUCAUGCCAAUGAUUGAUGCUGCAGUAAAGGCUUUAGAUGCACUUAAUAAGAAAGAUAUUUCAGAGGUUAAGUCAUAUGGACGACCGCCUAUGAAAAUAGAAAAAGUUAUGGAAGCCGUUUUAAUACUUUUGGGCAAAGACCCUACCUGGGAAAAUGCGAAAAAAGUACUUAGUGAGUCUACAUUCUUAAACGAUCUAAAAAAUUUCGACCGCGAUCAUAUAUCAGAUAAAACUCUUAAAAGAAUUGCGAAUUAUACAAAGAAUCCUGAACUCGAGCCUGAUAAAGUAGCUGUAGUAUCUCUUGCAUGUAAAUCACUAAUGCAAUGGAUUAUUGCUAUUGAAAAUUAUGGAAAAGUGUACCGCAUUGUGGCACCCAAACAAGAAAAACUUGAUAAUGCGAUGCGAUCAUUGGAGGAGAAACAGGCAGCUCUUGCGGCUGCAAAAAAAAAGUUAGAAGAGCUACAAGCAGUAAUUGAGGAGCUGUAUCGUCAGUUAAAUGAGAAAAGUGCACUUUUAAAUGAACUAAGAGCAAAGGAGGAACGUCUUAGAAAGCAGUUAGAACGUGCUAUUAUUCUUGUAGAGUCACUAUCGGGGGAACGUGCACGUUGGAUUGAAACCGUAUCCCAAUUGGAUCUUGCAUUUGAGAAGUUACCAGGGGAUUGCCUUCUUUCAAUUGCAUUUAUGUCUUACCUUGGUGCGUUCGACACGAAAUACCGAGAGGAACUUCUCAUGAGAUGGGCUCAAUUAGUUAAAGACUUACUUAUCCCAGCAACGGCAGAUCUAAAAAUAGCACUGUUCCUUAGUGAUGCAGUUUCUAUUCGGGAAUGGAAUAUACAAGGCUUGCCUGCUGAUGAUCUGAGUACAGAAAAUGGAGUAAUUGUAACGCAGGGCAGCCGCUGGCCACUAAUUAUUGACCCACAAAUGCAGGCUAACAACUGGAUUAAAAAUAUGGAAGAGCACCAGCAGCUAAUGGUAAUCGAUUUUGGAAUGAGUGAUUACCUAAGGCAACUAGAACGUGCCUUAAGGGAAGGAUUACCGGUUCUUCUUCAAAAUGUCGGCGAGAAUUUAGACCAAGCCAUAAAUCCUAUUCUGCGACGUAGCUUUACUAUUCAAAGUGGAGAGAAGCUUAUUAAGUUUAAUGAUAAGUACAUUUCUUAUAACAAUCGUUUUCGAUUUUAUAUCACUACUAAGAUAUCAAACCCACAUUAUCCACCCGAAAUAUCAUCGAAAACGAUUAUAGUAAACUUUGCCCUAAAGCAAGAUGGUCUGGAAGCUCAGCUCUUAGGAAUUAUAGUCCGCAAAGAAAAGCCAGCACUUGAAGAACAGAAGGACGAACUAGUGGUAACGAUAGCUCGCAACAAACGCACUUUAAUUGAUCUAGACAAUGAGAUUCUGCGAUUGCUAAAUGAAAGUCGUGGAUCAUUGCUUGAUGACGAUGAACUUUUUUCUACCCUACAAAAAUCCCGUCAAACUUCCAUAUUGGUAAAAGAGUCCCUAAGUAUUGCCGAGAUAACAGAGGUCGAAAUAGAUUCUGCGCGUCAGGAAUACAAACCUGCUUCAGAACGUGCUGCUAUCCUAUUUUUUGUAUUAAUGGAUAUGUCAAAGAUUGACCCAAUGUAUGUCUUCUCCCUAUCCGCUUAUAUAUUACUGUUUACACAGUCAAUUGAGCGCAGUCCCCGGAACCAACUGAUUUAUGAGCGGAUACAAAAUAUAAACGACUAUCAUACAUACUCCGUAUAUCGAAACACCUGCCGUGGACUUUUUGAGAAACAUAAACUUCUGUUCUCCAUUCAUAUGACUGCAAAAAUACUUUCCAAUGCCGGAAAACUAGUAGAGGAAGAAUACGAAUUUAUUCUUAAAGGUGGAAUAGUAGUAGAUAAGCAAGGCCAGGCUCCUAACCCAGCUUCAU
Scaptodrosophila lebanonensis is the source of this 10903-nucleotide messenger RNA. It is a transcript of the gene kl-2, whose product is annotated as dynein heavy chain 2, axonemal. The record is from RefSeq and is a predicted model, not a curated record. Lineage: Eukaryota; Metazoa; Arthropoda; Insecta; Diptera; Drosophilidae. Gene Ontology annotation, molecular function: ATP binding; dynein intermediate chain binding; minus-end-directed microtubule motor activity. The transcript is spliced from 8 exons. Gene Ontology annotation, cellular component: dynein complex. The annotation marks the transcript as partial. Gene Ontology annotation, biological process: microtubule-based movement.